AUGGAAACCUUUUCAAUGUCACCUAUCCCUUGCAUCUUUUCCCUCGGAAGCGAGCGGCCCUUACGAAGAGAAAAUUCUCAGGGCGAUUAUCUGGAUCAAAUCAAUCAGCAUCACAUAUCUGUCUAUGACCCAAAAAAAGAUGCUGUGUUUUAUCAAGAAAGUCCAGCCUUCGAAAUGUCUGGGUUUUAUUCUGACGAAGAGAUCGAUGAUACCCAAAUUCUGCCUUCACAGAGUUCCAAACUAUCGAUGCCCAUAGCUGCCGAUAUUGGUGUUCGGGCGGAUGCUUGUCUUCCAUGCUUCCCUUGUGACGUCAAGCUUCCAGUCAAGAAUGAUAAUCCCCCUUUAGCAUCCCUCCCAGCGAGAUCUACGCGGAAGAGGAGUCUGACAAACAUGUUCAAAGCGAGGCCUGAGGCUGUAACUGCCGCGCAAAAGUUUGAAUUGAAUCUGCCAAAUAAUGCGCCUCCAGUCAAAAACCCUUCGUCACAUACCUUUUCCACCUCGAAUGAAAGUGACCCACCGAAUCCCCCGUCAAUCGACAUCGAUGAACAAGCCUAUUAUCUCGAGAGAAUCGUUCUCGUUGAACCAAGUUUGGGGGAUUUACCCAGCUCCAUAUGCCAACGGCUCGAUUUUUGCCCACCGGAGGAAGAGAUUUUCUACGAAAACGAGUUGAUGAGCGGUCCUUCGUUCUCAUCUGCCUCGCAAGCGCUUCGUUUUUUACAUCGACACAACGAGCCACACGAAGCAUCUGGAACCUCAACGUCAAAGGCCAGCUAUCUAUCACAGGCCCGAAAGAAGCUUAAAAACAAAUCAAUCAACCGAUCAAUCGUCGUUGGUUGCCAGCCCCGAAAGAAAGGCAUAACUCUCCAGGAAGAAAAUGAAUGCUUCCAGAAGAUUUGGAAGCAUCAACAAAAUCGCAUUGAGGCGCAUCAAAGGAUGAAAUCUCAAUUAGAACUGAUCUCGGAAGAGGUGGAAAAUCUUGAAAUCUUGGAAUAA
Messenger RNA from Puccinia triticina, 993 nucleotides. RefSeq lists its product as uncharacterized. Lineage: Eukaryota; Fungi; Basidiomycota; Pucciniomycetes; Pucciniales; Pucciniaceae. The record is from RefSeq and is a predicted model, not a curated record. Bases 1 to 993 code for a protein of 330 amino acids. The transcript has 5 exons.